GUUGUGGACCAGGUCACGCCCUUUUAGGUAAAACGAGACGACCACGAACUGCAUUUACGUCCCAACAACUUUUAGAAUUAGAAAAACAGUUUAGGCAAAACAAAUAUUUAUCCAGACCCAAGAGAUUCGAAGUUGCUACCAGCUUAAUGCUGACGGAAACGCAGGUGAAAAUAUGGUUCCAAAACAGGCGGAUGAAGUGGAAAAGAAGUAAAAAGGCCCACCAAGAGGCCAAGUCCUCGAAAGACGGGGAAACAACCAAACAGCAGUCCACCACUCCAAAUCCCUCUCAGAAUAACUUUAAACCAAGUGCUUCCAUAUCAAACCAAGAGAGCGCAGAAACGCCAGUACCCCUCAUAGAGGCCAGUCAGAGUGACCUAAGAAAAAUGCACGAAAGCGAAUCUCUAUACAGACCUUACGUUGUGUAAAUAAAUUAAGGUUGUUCGAAUUAUUUAUUGAUUGUUACAUAUUUUUAUUUCGGAAAUCAUUAUAAUAGUAUUAACUAACUAUUAUAUUUGCUGGAUAAAAUUAUAGUGAAACUUGUAAGAUAUUGUAAAUAUAAGAAAUAAUUUAUUAUCUAGUGGUAGUUCAUGUUCGAUUUCUCGCAUUAAGUUAUAUGAGUACUACCUCAUUAUUUUUUACUGUUCAAAACUGUACAUACUAGGACAUAAAUGAGAUAAGUGAAGUACGAGAAAUAAAUUAUG
Messenger RNA from Anoplophora glabripennis (Asian longhorned beetle), 701 nucleotides. Its product is annotated as homeobox protein Hox-B6-like. The annotation marks the transcript as partial. The record is from RefSeq and is a predicted model, not a curated record. Gene Ontology annotation, cellular component: nucleus. Gene Ontology annotation, biological process: regulation of DNA-templated transcription; spinal cord motor neuron cell fate specification; neuron projection morphogenesis. NCBI's taxonomy places the organism in Eukaryota, Metazoa, Arthropoda, Insecta, Coleoptera, Cerambycidae. The transcript is spliced from 2 exons. Gene Ontology annotation, molecular function: sequence-specific double-stranded DNA binding; DNA-binding transcription factor activity, RNA polymerase II-specific.